Molecule: messenger RNA, 1674 nt
Organism: Eubalaena glacialis (North Atlantic right whale)
Lineage: Eukaryota; Metazoa; Chordata; Mammalia; Artiodactyla; Balaenidae
Gene: RBPMS
Product: RNA binding protein, mRNA processing factor
Exons: 7
Coding region: 581-1135 (184 amino acids)
Molecular function (GO): mRNA binding
Source: RefSeq, a predicted model, not a curated record
GGGAGGGAGGGAGAGAGGGAGGCAGGCGAGAGAAGGGGAGCUGCUUGGAGCCCGUACUUCCCAGAGCCAGCCAGGAGCGCGCGCACAGCGGCUCUCCGGGUCCCAGCCGCGCCCCGCUGCCCCGCACCUCCUCCUCCUCCUGCUCCUCUCCGGGUACCCCUCGCCCCCUCCCUCCAGCAGCUGCUACGCUCGGGCAGCGGCCGCCCCCGGCCCCUACUCGGCCACAGCCCCAACUCUCUGGGCUCACUCCUGGGACGCGCGUCCUCGCCCCAUCCUUUCUUCCUUCCUUCCCUCGCGCCCGCCCGCCCUCUCCAGGUCUCCCUCUCGGGUCCCGAUUGUCUCCGUCCCCUUCUCGGUCCGCCGGCGCCUCGCCCUGCCCCGUCUCUCCCUCGCACUUCCUGAGUCGCCCGCCGCCGCUGUCUCGCCGCGCCGCGGGAGCCCGAGCCCGAGCCGAGCCGAGCCGCCGCUGCCCCGGCUCCAGCCCCCGCAGCCCGCGGCGCCCGGGGAAGGGAAAAGUGGGCGAGCGCGCCCUCGCCCAGCCCCGCGCCCCAGCCCUGCCCGGCGAGGGAGGACCGGGAAGAUGAACAACGGCAGCAAAGCCGAGAAGGAGAACACCCCGAACGAGGCCAACCUUCAGGAGGAAGAGGUCCGGACUCUCUUUGUCAGUGGUCUCCCUCUGGAUAUCAAACCUCGGGAGCUGUAUCUGCUUUUCAGACCAUUUAAGGGCUACGAGGGUUCUCUUAUAAAGCUCACAUCUAAGCAGCCCGUAGGUUUUGUCAGUUUUGACAGUCGCUCAGAAGCAGAAGCUGCAAAGAAUGCUUUGAAUGGCAUCCGCUUCGAUCCUGAAAUUCCACAAACACUACGACUAGAGUUUGCUAAGGCAAACACGAAGAUGGCCAAGAACAAACUAGUAGGGACUCCAAACCCUAGUACUCCUCUGCCCAACACUGUACCUCAGUUCAUUGCCAGAGAGCCAUAUGAGCUCACAGUGCCUGCACUUUACCCCAGUAGCCCUGAAGUGUGGGCCCCGUACCCUCUGUACCCAGCGGAGCUAGCGCCUGCUCUACCUCCUGCUUUCACCUACCCCGCCUCACUGCAUGCCCAGCUAACAGAUCCGCCUUCAAGAGACUACUGAUCCCCUCUGAAUCAAGCUGACACUCCUCCAGGACUUCCGAGGACCGUCUGACAGCAAUGAUAUCACCCACUGCCUGAUGUUUGCCCCAAACAACACCUCUCUCUUCCUUAAUGAUCUCACCCUCAUAUCACACACGAGAGACUGGGCCCAGGUCACCUCCCCAGCCAGCUAGAGGGUGUCACGAGAGCAGAAACGUGUGUGCCUUGCCGCGGGGAAGGGCUGCAGAGGAAGGCGUGCGCUUGUUACAAGAGCUACCUGUCUGCGUGUGCUCCUGUGUACUGAGAUCUCUUCUCUUGUGUUCUGGGAGCUCUAGGGACAAAGGAGCAAGCUGGGGGCUUCCAGGAGGAAGGUUAUGUGCUAUCAUUACAUAUAUUAAAGAAGAGAUUAAGGGUUCCUUUUUUCCAUUUUUAAGAGACCCUGUAGAAAAGGAGGUACAAUAUAGUGUCUUAAAUGUAAUUAUAGGUCAAGGUAGAGGUAUCUCUUCUGACCAGCUUUCUUUCGUAGUUAAGAAUAGCCUGAGCUUUACAAACAAACUCUGC